Molecule: messenger RNA, 3657 nt
Organism: Purpureocillium lilacinum
Lineage: Eukaryota; Fungi; Ascomycota; Sordariomycetes; Hypocreales; Ophiocordycipitaceae
Product: DNA methyltransferase Dim-2
Biological process (GO): negative regulation of gene expression via chromosomal CpG island methylation
Cellular component (GO): nucleus
Molecular function (GO): chromatin binding; DNA (cytosine-5-)-methyltransferase activity; DNA binding
Source: RefSeq, a predicted model, not a curated record
AUGCCUCGACUCAGCGACGCGGAGAUGGAGCACCUGCGGGAGGAGCUCGCCGCGCCCGAGGGCUCGUUCCCGACUGAGGCUCAUGUAGAGAUUGAGAUUGGAGAAGAUGCGCCCGAGCUUGAGACGCCCAAUUGGCCCGGUUCUGAGCCUCCCGUCGCGUCUCCAGGUUCGCCGUCGGGCUCGCGGUCGCUCGGCUCAGACGCCGGCACCACCCCAGAGUCGGAGCCCGAGCAGGCUGCCGGGUUCACGGUGGACAUUCCCGAGUGUAACUUGAUCUCGCCGCUUUCAUGCUACGAGCCGUUUGAGGCCGGAGCGCCCACAAUGUCCGAGUCCCGCGCGCUCGCGGCCCUGGCGUCGGAGCGGAAGCGUCUCGGCAGAUCCGACGACGACGACGAUGCCGACGAGGGCAUCGAGUACGACCUCGACGAGUUUGCCGCCUACUGCGACACGGCCGCGUACCCCUGCGAGAUGCGGCCGCUGCACCAGCUGGACACUAAACUGGGCGUUAGGAACCUCUACUUUGACGGCGUCCUCAGCAUCGGCGGCCAGCACCCCGUCUUCGUCCGGCGCGUGCCCAUCGCCGCCAUGCCCAUCGGCAACUACGGCACCCAGCACGACACGGCCCAGGGCCACAUCUGGCUGCAGUCGUGGCUCAACCGCAGCCGCAGCAUCUACUACAAGCUCGGCAGGCCCGCCAGAGAGUACCUGCGCUUCUACCGGCCCAUGCUCUGGGUCGUCGACCUCGCCAAGCACUUUGUUGACUACCUGCAGGUCACCGGCGACGCCUCGAGGAGCGUCCACAUCCACCACUUCCGCGGCGCGUUUGUCGCCUGGCUCGAGGAGACGCAAAAGAGCUCGCUCGCCUUUGACGCGUGGCGGCGGCAGCACCCGAGCCCCGACCUGCGGUCGUCCGUCGUCGCGCACAUCAACUUUCUCCACAAGGAGGCCGUCGGCGUGCUCGGGUACAAGGCCACGUACAAGCACGACAUAUGGUCCGAGGCGCUGCUGUUCACGUCCUACGAGCCGCAGCCCAGGGCCGCGGACCCCAAGACGGUCGUGACGCAGUACACGUACGACCUCUUCAAGGACAUGCCGUUUGGGGACCAGCUCACCGUCGCGCCCAUCGGCCCCGAGACGCAGCAUCUGCGCGACAAGCUGAUCCGCGAGCGGCGCAUGGAGCUGCCGUCGGCCCUCCACGACGCCGUCAAGGACGUGUCGUCGGCGGCCGAGGCGCGGAUCCGCAACGUCAAGCCCGGCGACACCAUCAGCACGCCGCGCGACGACGAGGCCUCGGGCAGCAUGUGGAAGCGCGAGGUGUCCAAGGGGUUCCACGACGUCGACCGCUGGUUCGCGCUCGUGCAGAGCGUGCGCACGGCCAAGAGCGGCAAGCGCGUCUUCGACGUCAUCUGGUACUACCGGCCCGUCGAGACGCUGUGCGGCGUCAUGCACUACCCCUGGAACAACGAGCUCUUCCUGUCGGACCACUGCUCGUGCAAGGAGCGCAACAAGAUUCGCGAGGACGAGGUGCUGGGCGUGCACGACGUCGACUUUGGCGGCUCGUCGGCCACCGAGGCGGAGCUCUUUUGCCGGCAGACGUACGUCCACGCCGAGCGCAAGUGGGUGACGCUGCGCGAGGAGCACAAGCACUGCAAGCACACGACGGAGCGCCGGCGGCCCGCGCAGUACCGGCCGGGAGACACGCUGCUGGUGCACGUCGACACCAAGUCGCCGCUGGCCGAGCCCUGCGAGCUCGUCGCGUCCUAUAGAGAGGGAGACGGCAAGAUCUACAGGCUGCGGCGGCUGCUGCGGCGGCGGGACGUCGACACGAACGGCCAGGCCUCGCCCCCCAACGAGCUCGUCUACAGCUCGAGCCUCAUCGAGGGCCGCAAGAACCGCAUCGUCGGCCGAUGUCGAGUCCGCUUCUUCCCCAAGGGUAGCCCCGUCCCCACGCCAUACGACCGGGACGGAGUGGGCGGCUACUUUUUCUUCUCGUACGGCACAACGGAAACACACGACGGCAUGCAGCGGUGUGAGGCCCUCGACGCGGCGCCGGCGAGCCUGCGGCAGGGCUGGGAUCCGGCGACGGCGGUGCCCCAGCUGCGCGGAGUCGACCUCUUCUGCGGCGGCGGCAACUUUGGACGCGGGCUCGAGGACGGCGGAGCCAUCGAGAUGGGAUGGGCCAACGACUACGACGCCAAGGCGCUUCAUACGUACAUGGCCAACGUCGAGGUGCCCGGACGCGUGUCGCCGUUCCUCGGUUCCAUCGACGACAUGCAGCGGCGGGCCAUGGCGGGCGAUUUCGGCGGCGGCGUGCCGCGCGUGGGCGACGUCGACUUUGUAUCCGGCGGCAGCCCGUGCCCCGGCUUCUCUCGACUCACAAACGACAAGACGACGGUGGCGCAGCGCAAGAACCAGUCGCUCGUGGCGGCGUUUGGCUCCUUUGUCGACCUGUACCGGCCGCGGUACGCGCUGCUGGAGAACGUGCCGGGCAUCGUGCACAAGCGCGCGAACCGCGACCAGGACGUCUUCAGCCAGCUCAUCUGCGCCGUCGUCGGGCUGGGCUACCAGGCGCGCUUCUUCUUCCUCGACGCGUCGUCGUGCGGCUCACCGCAGCGCCGGUCGCGCGUCUUCCUCGCCCUCGCCGCGCCGGGCUGCCAGCUCCCCGACAAGCCGCUCGUGACGCACUCGCACCCGCCGCAGACCAAGUCGCUGGGCCUGGGCAUGCUCCCGACGGGCGAGUCCAUGGCGGAGCGCGAGAUGCCGCGCGCCACGCCGUUUCACUUUGUCACGGCGCUCGAGGCCACGGCCGACCUGCCCGUCAUCUACGACGCCAAGCCCGACACCUGCGUGCCGUUUCCGGACCACCGCGUGUCCCUGGGCCUCACGCGCAGCCAGCGGUUGCGCAUCGCGCUCAUCCCGACGCACCCCUGGGGCAUGAACUUUGCGCAGGCUUGGUACGGCACGGGCGCGAGCAAGACGCCCGGAGGCGGGAUCCUGACGGUCGCGGAGCGGGCGUUCUUCACCGGCACCGACAGCGCGUCGGGCUCGGGGUCGCCCAUCAACGACAACGGCCGCGUCGGCGAGGCGCAGGCCAACUCCAACUCGUACGGACGCAUGUACCCGGACCGGCUCAUCGAAACGAUUGUCACGACGCAGAACCCGCGCGACGGCAAGAACGGGCGCGCGCUGCACUGGAGCGAGGACCGCGUGCUGACCAUCAUGGAGGCGCGCCGCGCCCAGGGCCUGCGCGACCACGACGUGCUGCUGGGCUCGCCGGCGACGCAAUACAAGAUUGUGGGCAACAGCGUGGCCAGGGAGGUGGCCGUGGCGCUGGGCAUCGUGUUUCGCGAGGCGUGGGUCGAGACGCUCCGCGAGGGUGAGCCUGACGAGGGGGAAGAUGACGACGAUGACGCCGACGACGCUCGGUCUGCCGUAUCAGGGGGCGACAUGCUCAGUGACAGACCGGAGCAGACGGCCAGCUCGGGAGGGAGCCCGCCGCCGGCCAGGAAGCGCAGCCAGUCGCUGGCCGUGGAGAUGUCGCGCCGCAAGAGGCCACGCGGCGAGACACCGGGGAGCCGAGCGAGCAGUUCCGUUGCGCCGAGCCCCCUCGGCAGAGCUGUCAUGACGCACGACGACGAUGACGACGAUGAUGUUUAG